UCAGGGCCAGGCAAGUAUGUACCUAGCUAGCAGAGUUUCAGUUCUCCUGUACUAUAUUAGAAGACAGGCAGUUUAAGCGAGCAUUAGUACAGUGAAUAUAUCAAUGAUCUAUACUGUAGACACUAGAUAGUUCAACUGAAUGCAAAUCCUUGUGGGUUUUAUGCAAUUACUAAUAUUAUCAGAGUUUUAGCAACCUAUCCAACAAUCUACUGAUGUACAGUGAAGAUGGCCAGCCCAGAGAAGGCUAAGUGGAAAUUAUCAAAGAAGCUACAGCAUUGGUGCAAGACCUCUCUAUGCUACUGUUAUACGCUUCGCAAAACUGACUCCACAGACCCGGGAGAUAUUCCACCCUCGGUUACAGAACGAAGGGAAUCACAUGAGAGUCACCUGACAGACCACUCGGAAAGUGCCCAGAGUCAAGCUAACAGCCCAGUCAGAAGGAACUCUAAGACAGUGACAUGGCAGCCAGUGAUGGCAGCGAGUGAGGAAGAGGAUAAAUUACCGCCCAUCCCUUUAUCUGCAUCACCAUUGCCAGAAACUGCCAGUACCCGAGGCAGACUAACAACACAGAGUACUAUGGACUCAAUAAUUGAAGAGUUACCGGCACAUUUGAGAUCGUUGGAGGAUAGAAUGACUGCUCUGUUUGGCACCGCAUUCUUCAAGACAGUAGACGAGUAUGAGGGUGAUGAAGAGAUGGGGGAGGGCAGCUAUUACGAGGGGGAAACCGACUGGGGAGCAAUGGAGAUCAAACUACAGCUUUCCGAGCAACAUCUCAAAGCAAAGAUAUCUGAAGUAGAAGAGAUGGCGGAGAAUGUUCGACUUAGUGUAAAAGACAAGUUUGCUAACGGAGGAUUCAUGCCGUUUGAUUUCGAAGUCCCUCAAGCCAGAUCUCUCAGACACCGUAAGGCGACUUUCAGGAGCCCCCCAAUCUACACACACUCUGGGGGAUAUCGAUUCAUGGUUGAAGUGUCCCCCGGAGGUGAAGGAAUGGCUGAAGGAACACAUCUGAGCGUGAACAUAGUCUCCCUAAAAGGAGAUUAUGAUAGUAUUUUACAAUUUCCGGCCACUUUCACCCUAACAAUUAGAAUUAUGAACAGCUAUGCAGAAAGAAGCGGCCAUUUCACAAGAGAACUUGAGUGUGUGUAUGAGAAGCCUGUACCUUCAAUAGAGAUAGGUGGAGAAUUUGAAUUCAUCUUGCUUAAGCAAUUGUCUUGGAAUGAAGAAAAACAGACACAGUAUUUAAACAAUGACAAGAUUGACUUUCGAAUAAUGAGAGUUGUGUUCACAAGUAAGAAGUAA
Molecule: messenger RNA, 1299 nt
Organism: Halichondria panicea
Lineage: Eukaryota; Metazoa; Porifera; Demospongiae; Suberitida; Halichondriidae
Exons: 5
Coding region: 226-1299 (357 amino acids)
Molecular function (GO): protein binding
Source: RefSeq, a predicted model, not a curated record